Molecule: messenger RNA, 1344 nt
Organism: Colletotrichum godetiae
Lineage: Eukaryota; Fungi; Ascomycota; Sordariomycetes; Glomerellales; Glomerellaceae
Product: major facilitator superfamily domain-containing protein
Exons: 4
Coding region: 1-1344 (447 amino acids)
Biological process (GO): transmembrane transport
Cellular component (GO): membrane
Molecular function (GO): transmembrane transporter activity
Source: RefSeq, a predicted model, not a curated record
AUGGUGGGAGUCGAUGACUACGUGGCCGACAGCGACGAAGAGAAGAAACUGGUCCGCAAGAUAGACCUGUACUUGCUUCCUCUCGUCUUUAUCAUGUAUCUACUUUCUUACAUGGACAGAACAAACAUCGGCAACGCCAAAAUCGCCGGUAUGGACCGCGACCUCAACCUCGACUCCUCCCGGUACUCCAUCGCCCUCGUCGUCUUCUUCGUAGGCUACGUCCUCUUUGAAGUCCCCUCCAACAUGAUCCUAACCCGCACCCGCCCCUCUCUCUACCUCCCCGGCAUCAUGACCCUCUGGGGCUCCGUCACAAUCGGCAUGGCCUUUACGCCAACCUACAAAGCCCUCAUCGGCUUCCGUGUCGUCAUGGGCGUUCUCGAAUCCGGCUUCGCCCCCGGUGUGCUCUUACUGCUGUCGUCGUGGUAUAAAAAGGAGGAGCAGAGUAAGAGGUUUGCCGUGUAUAUCUCCGCUGCCAUUUUGUCUGGUGCCUUUGGCGGAUUGUUGGCUGGUUCGAUUACGAGUGGACUUGACGGGGCGCAUGGGAUUGCUGGAUGGCGGUGGUUAUUUGUCGUUGAGGGGGCUGCGACGGUGGGUGCUGCACUGGUUGCGUUUUUUGCGCUGCCCGAUUUUCCGGAAAAUACUUCGUUGAAGAAGUUCAAUGAGAAGGAGAGGGAGCUCGCGAUUCGAAGACUCAAGACCGCAGCGGAAUAUUUGAGGACGGAAGAGGAGCCUCACUUGGGACAUUGGGCGGCUUUCAAGCUCAGCAUGAUGAGCUGGCGGACUUGGCUCUUUGUCGUUGGUUACAUGGCCAUCGUCGGAUCCUCAACACUAUCCUACUUCUACCCAACCCUAGUCUCCGGCCUGGGCUACCAAUCCACAGCCGCCCAAUAUAUGACGAUCCCCAUCUUCGGCAUCGCCUUCGUCUCCACCGCCGUAACGGGCUACUUCGCCGACCGGCACUCCCGCUUCCGCGGCCUCAUUCUCGGCGCCUGGAUGACCGUCGCCAUGCUCUGCGCCGUCAUCACCUGCGUCGUCUACGACUUCAAGGCGCGGUACGCGCUGCUGGUCAUCAUGGCGUCCGGGCUCUGGGCCUCGAAUGGAUUGGCGCUCUCGUAUGCGUCGGUGAGCUUCGGGUCCAUGCCCAACGAAACGAGGGCCAUUUCGCUGGCGUUUGUGAAUGCCAUGGGGAACUUGGCACAAAUUUACGGGGCGUACCUGUUCCCUUCCAAGGAUGCGCCAAAGUAUCUGAUGGGUUUUGGGGUUAUUAGUGGAUUGUGUUUUACGGGUGUGGUGUCUUAUGUUGCGCUUCACGUCUUUUUGAGAAGAGAGAUCAGGUCGGCAUAG